UGCCACAAAUCCUUGCAAUUGUCUGAAAAAAAAAACAUUGAAGAAUGGAAAUACAAAAGAAGGUGGUAGCAAUAGUUAGCGAUAAAACGGCCAAUAUAGUCGCUGGUAUUCGAGAAGGAGGUUGGAGGCAAAUCGGCUGUUUUGCACACAGCAUUAAUUUGGCUGUGCAGGCUUGUCUCAGUAGUCUGAAUACAGUUUUGUCAAAAGUGAAAGCGAUUAAAGUUUUAUAAGAGAUGCUCAUCAGGACUGGCCAAACUAAAGGAAUUCAGCAACAAAUAGGCCUUCCUAAACUCAAGCUGAAGCAAGACUUGGUUACGCGUUGGAAUUCAACAUACGAUAUGAUAACACGUUUUUUCACUAUGAAAGAAGCUACAGUUUCUACAAUAGCAACAUUGGUCAAUAAUUUCCAAAAUUUGACUUCCAAUAUUUUGGAUAUUGUGGAAAAAGCCAUUUCAAUCAUGGAUAUAUUUUAUAAUAUUACAACAGAAAUAUGUUCCAAAAAAUAUAUAUCCCUUUCGAAAGUCUCGGUACUGUGUAAAAUUAUGAUUAGUCAUGUCAAUAAACAUUAAGAAGGAGAAACUUUGUAAACAGUAAUAAUUUUACUACUUACCACAUUGAAAACCAGCUGACCCAGAGGUUUCAAAAUGUAGAACGUAACAACUUAUAUGCAGAAGCAACUGUUUUGGACCCCUGGUUCAAAAAGCUGGGAUUUAAAGACACUGAACUUUACGAAGAUGCAGUUGCCUAUUUGCGUAGAAGGUUAGGAACAGCACGACCACAAGAACCGCCCCAAAUAAUUGAAACAGAUGUAGCAACUACAACGGCAUUAUCUGAGUUUGAUCCUCCUUUAACUUCAACAACAUUCCUCAGUAUAAUAAAGAGUACUAGCGUACAGUAUGGACACUCCCUGCCUCCCGUUGAAAGUGCCGCCCACCCGCUCUCGGGUACCUCACAGGUAUCGGCAGGACUGCAAGCGAAAGAAAAAUGGAAAAACCUCCGUUCUGUUUUCGUGCGAAACUUAAAACCUCCGGCUAGUGGAUCAUCAAAAAAAAAGAAAUACUAUUUGACAGAUGCAAUGCAGUUUGCUCUUCCUUAUAUAAAAUCAGCUGGAAUUCCAUCAGGCAGUUUACCUAAUUUGAAUAAUCAAGACGAUGAACCACAAGCAUCCACACCGCCCCCAAUAUCACCACCGCCCUUAGCAUCACCACCGCCUUCCGUAUCACCACCGCCCCCGACAUCACCUACUGCAUCCUCCAGUCAUCAAACUGAUCGUACUUCAACCCCGCUAUCAAUCUCCUCUCAGCGUCAGCGUCGUAAGAAUAAAAUAAGUGAGAAUGAUAAACUUUUCAAUGAUUAUUUAAAAACGAAAUUAAGCAAGCAGAAUGAUGUUAAUAAUGAGUCGACAAAUAAUAACGCUAACAAGAUGUUUUUGUUAAGUUUGCUGCCAGACUUGAAUUGUAUGACAUCGACACAAAUAAGAUCAUUUAAACGUCAAGUUAUAGAUGUGAUAGAUAACAUACUGAAUGUACCUCACACCUCACCAACACAAACACCGGUCUUACUACAUAUACCAAAUACUUCAAGUGCAUCAUCCUCGCAGAUAACAACUGGGAUAGAAAUGCCCAAUAAUAAUAUGAUCCAAUGUACAACCAACGAUGGACUAAAUGAAACUACAUAUAUUCAUCUACUCCAAAACACUAUGGGUGAAGUAAAUUAUACCCAGAAUUAAUGAUAAAGUUGAUAUUUUGUGCAAAUUUUAUAAAAGCAGUAUUACUUUAAUCUUUGAACUGUUACUUUUUUCUUGAUUUUUAAUAAAACAAAUUGUACAUUACCUGAUUGUUAUUAAAACCCUUUCCUCUGCGCUCACACACUCUCUCAUGUGCGUGUCUCUCUGGUGUAUAUGUGGAACAAGUAAAUUCACUAAAUGUCUAUAACUCUCUUUAGACAUUCUGUAGAAUGAUAAGAAUUUUGCAUCUGUUUGUUGUAAUUCUUUUGCAGCUACAAACACUCUGCAAUUUAUGUUUUUUUCUAUGUACGGAUGUACCCAGUAUCUUCUGUUACGACGAUUUCUUUGUUUCCGGUAAAGAUAGUACAAAAUUAUAGUUUCAUCAUCACUUGUGUCAGACAUUUUGUAAAUGUGAAAUCUGUUUAGCCGCUACGUCUGCAGUGGCUGAAUAGGCAAUUCACGUCUUGCGAUUCAAUGUCGUGUGUACGGACCAUGCGCUACUCGAUACUCGCGACAAGAUACUAAUGUAGUAUACAACAUUAGUAUCCAAGAUUUGCGUAGCCCUGUGUACGAAGGGCC
Molecule: messenger RNA, 2305 nt
Organism: Chilo suppressalis (striped riceborer)
Lineage: Eukaryota; Metazoa; Arthropoda; Insecta; Lepidoptera; Crambidae
Source: the annotation of a GenBank genome assembly